This is a messenger RNA of Nelumbo nucifera (sacred lotus), 1566 nucleotides long. Its product is annotated as E2F transcription factor-like E2FE. NCBI's taxonomy places the organism in Eukaryota, Viridiplantae, Streptophyta, Magnoliopsida, Proteales, Nelumbonaceae. The record is from RefSeq and is a predicted model, not a curated record. Gene Ontology annotation, molecular function: DNA-binding transcription factor activity, RNA polymerase II-specific; RNA polymerase II cis-regulatory region sequence-specific DNA binding. Gene Ontology annotation, cellular component: RNA polymerase II transcription regulator complex. Gene Ontology annotation, biological process: regulation of transcription by RNA polymerase II.
UCCUAACCCGCCAGGUGAACAAAAUCUCCCACCUUUUUUAACGGUCUCCUAAUCUCUUUUUUCCCUCUCAGAACUCUGGAUCUCUUCUCCACGACAAUACUUUCGCUGCCUUCAACUGAUCUAUAAUUGACUUCUACGGUUAUUUGAUCUGUGACACCAGAAGAAGUAGAUAUCAAAGACGAGGAGGAAAAAGAACUAAAGAGAUGUCUUCCAUGUCUGCGUUUCGAGAGCCCGAAGCAAGGCAUCAUGCCUAUAGCAGGAAGCAGAAAUCCCUUGGACUCCUGUGCUCUAACUUUUUGACUUUGUACAAUCGAGAUGGCGUUGAAUCAAUCGGACUGGAUGAUGCUGCAAACCGAUUAGGAGUUGAGCGGCGGCGGAUCUAUGACAUUGUCAAUGUAUUGGAAAGCGUUGGAGUCUUGGCAAGGAAAGCGAAAAACAGGUAUUCUUGGAAGGGAUUUGGGGGAAUUCCUCAGGCUCUAAAGGAACUUAAGGAAGAGGCUUUGAGGGAAAACUUAUUUAACACUUUUGAUGCCUGCAACUAUGGAAAAAUCUCAGAUGAUGAAGAUGAAAAAUCCUUGGAUCCUAACACCGUAAAUGGGGAUGACAAAUCAAGCCCCAACUCCGUUCUUAAGCCUUCCACAUCUUCAAAAGCUGACAACAGAAGAGAGAAAUCUCUCGGACUUCUUACACAGAAUUUUGUCAAGCUCUUUCUCUGCUCCAAUGCGGAUUUGAUCUCACUAGAUGAAGCUGCAAGGAUAUUGCUUGGUGAUGCCCAAAAUUCUUCACAGAUGAGAAAUAACUCUGCAGCAAAAGUUAGAAGGCUAUACGACAUUGCAAAUGUAUUGUCUUCCAUGAACCUCAUUGAAAAGACUCAUCACUCAGAGAGCAGGAAACCAGCAUUCAGGUGGUUGGGGAUGAAAGGAAAACCUGAGAACGGAUUUACCAAUUUGGAUUUGAAAGACACUAGGAAAAGAGUGUUCGGGGCUGACAUUACUAACACUAAUCUUAAGAGGACUAAGAUGGUUCAUUUGAAAGAUGAGAAGCUAAACCAGAAUACGAAAGCACAAAUGCAAAACCAGAUGGAUCAAGAGGAUUUGAACAAACAUAUUGAUAGAAAUCAGGCGGAACAACAGUCAAAGCAGAGUUCCAAAGGUUUUGUGUUUGGUCCUUUCAGUCCAGUUGGGAUUCCCAAAGUCAGUGAUUCCGAUAAGAACAGCUCCAACAGGGUGCAAGAUUGGGAGAGUCUAGCCUCUACUUAUCGUCCUCAAUAUCACAAUCAAGCUUUGAGUGACCUAUUUGCUCAUUACAUGGAGGCAUGGAAGUCAUGGUACAUUGAAGUUGCUGGCAAGAAACCAAUACAACAGCUCUCCUGAUUUACCCCUUUUCUUAAACUCUCCAUUAACUAAGUAGAGAUGUACAAUAAUGAAAUGCCAUUUUUUACUCCAUUUUUAUUGAGAAAGAAGAGAUGGCCUUAAAGUUGGGUGUGUAUGUACUCUAUGCACCAACUGGAAUGGCUGUCCUCCACUCCACAUCAUUACAUAAUGUCGACCUUUUUCUUUGUUUUUA